Molecule: messenger RNA, 1704 nt
Organism: Ramularia collo-cygni
Lineage: Eukaryota; Fungi; Ascomycota; Dothideomycetes; Mycosphaerellales; Mycosphaerellaceae
Exons: 1
Coding region: 1-1704 (567 amino acids)
Biological process (GO): chromatin remodeling
Cellular component (GO): Swr1 complex
Molecular function (GO): ATP-dependent H2AZ histone chaperone activity
Source: RefSeq, a predicted model, not a curated record
AUGGAGCCGCCCCCGCCACCGCCGCCGCCUCAUGGCGAACAGCCUCGCUCGUCACAACCCGGCAGUGGCCUUCCCCCCGGCAACUACGAUAUCUUCGUAAUACCACCACAUGCAUCCGGAGGAGGCUUCCUAUACUUGCCUUCAUUGCAGCCACACAUGAACAGCUUCAUCGCCGGAUGCGCUUGCACCUUUGUGGUAAUUUACAUCUACAACAUCUCGACGCCGCUGCUGCGCGAGUUGUAUGGGCUAGCGGUAGGAAACGGAGGGGGAUUGGGAAUGGUGGGUCUCAUGCUCGCUGUGGGUAUUGGAGCGUGGGCUGUUGGCAAGACUCAGGCGGAGAGCAAAUCUGGUGCCAAGUUUGAGGGAGGGGCAGGCGCUGGUCGAGGAGGAGGGCCUGGUGCUGGCGGGCAAUAUCAGCAGCAAGGUCAUUACGCAGGUGGACCCCCGCCGAGUGGAUGGCAAGCCCCUCCACCGCAACCAGGACAGCAUGCGCCGCCGCCACAACCAGGACCACAGCCAUCACCACAGUCACAUUCACACGCACCGCCGCCGCAACCACAGUCACACUCUGCACCGCCGCCUCAACCACAGCCGCAACCACAACCGCAACCGCAACCACAAUCAAAGCCUCGUCCGGCGUCACCGAGUGGAUGGGAAAAGGCAAGAGAGGAAACACGCAAGCGCGAGGAGGAGCGGAAACGAGCCGAGGRGCUGAAGAAGAGACGCGAGGAACUUCUAAAAGCACGGGAAGAGGCGGAUCGCCUUGCUAAGAUCAAGGCCGAGCAGGAGAAGUGGGAGCAACAACGAGCAAGAGAGAAGGAAAAGCGGGAGCGAGAAGCGAGAGAGCGCAUUGCUAAGGAACGUCUCGAGCGCGAGAAAGCCAAGUUGGAGGCAGCAAAACAGCUCCGGGAGAAGGAGGCCCGCGAGCGCGAGGCUCGGGAAAAGGCCGCACGGGACAAGGAAGAGUGGGAGAAGAAGCGACAGGCGGAGAAGGCAGAGUGGGAGAAGAAGCGGCAGGCGGAAAAGGACAAGCCUGCCUCACCGGUCAAGCCGCCCAUCACGCCCUCGGCCAAGUAUGAGAGACCCACUGCGAAAUCCGCCGGUGGCACUGAGGACGCACACUCCUACCGCCCAUACGACACACCGCUCAAGAAAGCCUCGACGUACAACACGGCUGCCUCGUCCAUCUCUGGUCUUAGUGAGAGCAGUUACGCACCCAGCCAUAGUACGGCACGCACCACUCCUCCACCUUCUCACAGAGGUCCAUACUCCACGAGUGACCCGCACAAAAUCCAGAUCAAGGCAGUCUAUCUCUUCAGCGACAAGUCUCCACUGCGACCUAUUUCACAGCUUGUCUCUGGUCAGGGUCCAGUGACAGAUGGUCUGAUUUUGAACAUCGAAACCGAGGGACUCUUCAUUGAUGAUGACAUUCGGGAGGUUCCACAGAGGGAGUGGGAUGUCAAGGCCUGGUCGCUGAAGUUGGUGGAGGAGGGUAGCGGGAAGAACGGACUUCACCUCUUCAGGGCGUGCUCGAGAGAUGUGGACAACAAGAAGUACUUCUUCAUUCUGGACCAGUCCGAGGCGUGGAAGGUCACCGCUGGGGUUGCGAGAUUGAGAAAGGGAAGUCAAGUCCGCGCCCUGAGCUUCAACACGAUCAAAGAGAAAGAUGUUCAGCAAGUGUUGAAUCUCGUUGGAUGGAUGUAA